CAGAGCAAGAUCAGAUAGCACAUCUACCAAGAAAGUGAGAGACUGUUGACUGCAUAUGACUCUAAAAUAAGCUUUGAGGAAUCGAUUUUUUGAUUGGAUCGGACCCCACGGCUCACGUGAGCCACACACACAUUUAAUUUGGGAUCGCUGUGAUCAAGACGUCGAGGGUCAAAACAAGGCUUCACUGCUGUACUGAAGUCAUUUUCUGACUCUAGUGUGUUUCUGAUCGACUGGAUAUCUAAGGAGGAGUAACUUUUGGAGGACUUGAUUGUGUGUGAUUGUUAUGCUCUCCUUGCUGAGGGGGGAAAGAGACGUGUUUAAACUCGGAGGCAAAGACAUGAAGGUGCACUGGGGACGCUUACUUUUCUGCCUCAGGAGGAAAGAGUGGUUCUACCCAUAAGAGGAGAGAGGAGCCAUCAGAAGCACCGAAGAGCACAAGAAGAGAAAGAUGCAUAAGAGAAAUUAAAGGAAGCCUGAGGAGAAAUAUUAGCAGUUAGCAGUUUGGCUAAAAAACUGGGAGAUCUCAAAGGAAGCAAAAGUUGGGAGCCCUUGCACACGAGACCACUUCUUCAGUUCCUCACGUCUCAAUUCCAGUUGUUACUGAGGCUGUUUGUGGACAGAGCUGUAAACCUUCCCAUGAGCCGGGUCAGUUUUGUGUGAGCCAGGCUGUUUGAAGCCGCGUGGCUGUGCCCCUCCGAGGCAUGAGUGUGGGAAGGGCACACCACCACCACCACCACAGCUUCCCGUCCUGUGAAGAAGAAGGCCUGAGACUCAGCGCCAUGCCCGCUGUCGGCAGCUUCGGCAAUGGAAAGAUUCACACCAGACGUAAAUACCACAGCCGGUUUGUCGGCAAGACUGGUCAAUGCAACGUCCAUUUCUCCAACAUGGACGAGAAGUCGCAGCGGUACAUAUCUGACAUUUUUACCACUUGUGUGGACAUCCGCUGGAGAUACAUGUUCCUUCUGUUUAGCCUGGCAUUUGUGGUGUCCUGGCUCACCUUUGGCCUGGCAUACUGGGUAAUCGGGCUCCUCCAUGGCGACAUGGACCAUCCAGCAGGGGACGACGGUUUUGUCCCGUGCGUCACUGAGGUCAGAACCUUCGUGGCGGCGUUCCUGUUCUCCAUUGAGACCCAGACGACCAUCGGUUACGGCGCUCGCUGUGUGACGGAAGAAUGCCCGGCGGCCGUCUUCAUGGUGGUCUUUCAGUCCAUCAUGGGCUGCAUCAUCGACGCCUUCAUGAUCGGUGCAAUCAUGGCCAAGAUGGCGAGGCCCAAAAAGCGAGCGGAGACUCUACUGUUUAGUCACAACGCCGUCAUCGCUUUGCGUGACGGCAAACUGUGCCUCAUGUUCAGGGUUGCUAAUUUAAGGAAGAGCCAUAUAGUAGAAGCUCACGUUCGAGCCCAGCUGGUCAAACCUCGCUUCACAGAGGAAGGCGAGUACAUCCCCCUGGAUCAGAUGGACAUGAACGUAGGCUACGACAAAGGCACCGACCGCCUCUUUCUGGUUGCUCCUCUCACCGUCAUACAUGAGAUCGAUGAAGAGAGUCCGCUGUUCGGCAUCAGUAAGCAAGAUCUGGAAACGUCAGACUUUGAAAUAGUCAUCAUACUCGAAGGGUUGGUUGAGGCCACGGCGAUGACGACGCAGGCGCGCAGCUCGUACCUGGCCUCAGAGAUCCUGUGGGGUCACCGCUUUGAGCCGGUCAUCUUUGAGGAGAAGAGCCAGUACAGGAUAGACUACGCCUACUUUCACAAAACAUUCGAGGUACCAUCCACCCCCAGAUGCAGCGCCAAGGACAUGGAGGAGAGAAAAUUCUUAACAUCUGGUGCCAACUCUUUCUGCUACGAGAAUGAGCUGGCCUUCAUCAGCAGGGACGAGGAGGAGGAGGAGGGGGAGGCAGGGAAAGACAGGAAGUGUUCGUCAGAUUUAGUGAAUGAGCAGGCUACUUCCGGGCGAGAUCCAAAGUCCUCCCCGAAAGAAUCAGAGAUUUAAAAGAAAAAGGGUUUUGGUUUUGUUUGUUUUUGGAUGCAGUGAAGCAUCAUGGGACGAACCCUAUGACUGUCACUUCUUCUGACAUGAGGAUACCACUAAUGACAUUGAUGACAAGGAUUUCCAUCAUACAAGCAAACUUUAAAGUCGAACGUUUCUCAUCGGAUUAACUUUUUAUCUUCCUGAGAGGCUCACAAAGAUUUACCAAACGCAAACACAACUGUAUUGUUUAAAUUAGCUGACGGCCGUAGUCAUACAGUGCAUGUCAUUAGCAUAGCUUUGUAUGAAUAUUUUGGGAAAUGUUUCAUAAUAGUUUGGUGAGAAUAUCUGUAGGUGCUGUUAACCUUCCUCAAAUACACUUUAUAAACCUGAGUGUGGAGUGAUGAAACAUUAACGAAAAACAGACCUAUUCCUCCAGACUCGUGUGGUAAACACAGAGAUGUGGAUCAACACUGGAUUUUCAACUUCAUGAUUUAUGUGAACAAUAGGACUCUGAAUAAUAUAUAUUAUAUGUAAUUGGAGGACUUGUUAGUGGGUGUAAAUAAACGUGUGUAUGGGCUGCAUGUAACAGCGGGAGACUCAAGAGAAAGAGACUUCAAAACAGGAAAAAAAAAAGCUUAACGGUCCGUGAUGUGUUAUUAUGCCGCUAAGCCUUUAAUCAGGUCGAACUAUACGUCUCUGUCUUUAACUUUCAGCCAGCAGGGAGCCACUGACAGAUUGGCCGAUGUAACGACCUAAUGAGCAUUUGCUCGUUUUUGCUUCUGGCUUUACUGUUACUUCACCUUUCUAUGCUCUCCCAUGUAACACAUGCAGUUAGCUAUGAUAACAGAGGGAAGGGUUUGCACUGGAAACCUGUUUAUGUUACUGAAACAACAGGUCUUUGAUCUCAGGAAGAAGUAGACUAAAGCAGGUUUAUCAUUUGGAUCUGUCAACAGAUUUCAUCAACCGAUCUCACAAGCCACCAACUUUAGCUUUUUCAAAUAUGCACCCCCGGAAAUUUCUAGACAAUUUUCGGAGGACGGCUCCUGAAAUCCUCCUGAUCUUGUUGUUCACACAUACACCUCGCAGCGGGACACUCUCCCUGUCAGAAGGGGGGGGGGGGGUCUCCUGGGGCAUGACAUGACAUAAAUAGAACAAUGUUGAAGUAAGGGACGAAGCAACAGAGUCCUCUAUACGACGCUAUAAUGUUGAAUAUUUGUCUCUUUAUCAAUGAUCUGUGUAGAGUGGAGAAGAAAAUACUGGAGAACAUAAUGCAGCAGUUUCAUUACAUGCACGAAGAUCGUAGUGGUCACAAGCAGACAGUCCAUGGUCGUGUGGUUAUUGUGGUAAUGUCAUCACCGACCCCUCCCACUUGCUCGAGGUGAAUUCUCCUGAUUAUAUCCUGCUGCGUUCUCAUCACUCGGAUUUUCUGCUUAAAUAUACUAGGGUGCUGGGGCGCUGGUGGCGCAGUGGUUAGUGCGCGCGCCACAUGUAUGGAGCCUGUCGUCUCAAGCGGGCGGCCCGGGUUCGCUUCCCACCUGUGGCCUCUUUCCCGCAUGUCGUUCCAGACUCUCUCUCUCCCUGAUUUCCGACUCUAUCCACUGUCCUCUCUGUCCAUUAAAGGCACAACAAGCCCAAAAAUAAAUCUUUAAAUAUACUAGGGUGCUGGCAGGAGAAACUUUGGACAAAGUCAGGGAGAAAAUGUGGCCGUUUGCACUCAGACAUGGAGCUCCUCCUCAAAACUUCAGGAGUUUUGUGCAAGCAUGAAUAAGGCUAUACAAGCGUAUUGUUCCAACACUAUAGCUCACUUUUUAUCGUUUGAAACACACUCUUUUCAAAGUAAGAAAAGGGUCUUACAUAAGCACUUGGACACAUCAUGAUGUCCUGUCUUAAAGACUGAAGCCAAAACAUGAUUCAGAUUUAAAUCCUUUUUAUAUUCAUCAUUAUAAUUUCUCAAGAGAUAUUAUAGAAACAGCCGUCCAGCUGGCCCUGGAGUAGUCGUCAUCACUAUCACGUGUUUCUGCACACAUGCACAGCUUGUAGGUGUGCAUCCUAGUUUCUCUCUGACCUGCUCAUGGAUCACACAUGAGUGAAUUAAUUCUUAUGAGAAGUCAAACAUAGUCGCACAGACCUCUAAAAACAUAGGUUAUAUGCCCUCAAUGGUGGUUCUAAUAAUGAAUACAUGAUGUAUGUCAUAUAACAGCUGAUGUUGACUUUCUAUUGGCCGGUGCCGUUAUCCUCUUUUCUUUGUUUUAAUAGGGCAGGUACAGGAGAUAUUAGGUCACACUGAGCACCACAGCUUCACUUAUCUCAGGUGAGAUGAAUUAUUUCCCCCUCCCCGCUCCUCUAACUAAAGCUCCAUGUGGGUUAACUCGUUCACCAGACUGCGACUUCAGCAGAGCUCAACACGUUUGUAUUUAUAUCCUGCUGACUUGUGCUGAAAACAUCAGAAUGGAGGUUACUCUAGAAAACAAAUGGUCGUUCCUCUGAGCUAGUGCAAAGAUCUUCAGCAUGUCUUAUUUGUACAUUUAUCACGACGAUAUUGUAAAUAUAUCUAUCUUAAUUUUGGGGCUUAAAGGUCAUCUCAGCUGUUAGAGGCUAAGCAGUAAUAGAUUAUUUAAAAUAUCAGUGUUAAUAUCAUACGUUUCUCGAGCAAAGCAGGAACCUGUUUGUUUUUUUCUUUCUGGACUGAUCUCUUCUUGUCUUCCACUAAAUGCAGUUGAAGCAAUCUGAACUCUGAGUGGCACCUUGUUUUCUCCUCACAGGGUUUUUGUUUGUCUCACAGGACGAUAAUUUGUUGAAUUGACAGACAAAUAAAGCUUGUUGAUACCUUAAUAAAAUCUACCACACAAAGCCAACAGUUUUCUUUUUUUUCUC
Molecule: messenger RNA, 4841 nt
Organism: Labrus bergylta (ballan wrasse)
Lineage: Eukaryota; Metazoa; Chordata; Actinopteri; Labriformes; Labridae
Gene: kcnj12b
Product: potassium inwardly rectifying channel subfamily J member 12b
Biological process (GO): regulation of monoatomic ion transmembrane transport; potassium ion import across plasma membrane
Cellular component (GO): plasma membrane
Molecular function (GO): inward rectifier potassium channel activity
Source: RefSeq, a predicted model, not a curated record